AGUUAACGAGGCCGGUGACUACCGCAGCUUGCUAAAAGAGAGGCAGCUGACCCUUGUUUACCUGGAAGUUGCUUGGUCAGCUGGCACAGUCGUCAAGGAAGAAAGAAGCAAGGAAGCAUCGCUCCAGAAAUGAGAAGCUAGCACGGCGCAGCCCAAAAUCAACAGCGACUGAGGGAUCUUGUUACGAGAGACGGACGCAGACAAGAACAGGAUCCACUGUAGUGUUGCUCUCUCGGUUGUUCAGUGCACUGUUUCCCUUCUCUGCGCCAUCAGGAUGAAGCUGAAGGAGGACGUGCCUCCGAUCCUCCUGCAAGUCUUUCGCUCCGUGGUCUGGGUCUACUCCGUUAUCACCUUUAUACCCUGGUACUUCCUGUCUGGUGCUGGUGCUGACCAGGCCCGUGCCAAGCGCAUCAAAGCACGCUCAGUCAGCGGGCAACCAGCAGGGCCGUACAGGGCCAUAAACAGCCAGAAGCAGCUCGUCUCUCAGCUUCAUGAGGGGGCAGACAGUCUGGACAAGGUGUUCGAGCAUGCAGUCAGACACUUCCCUCAGAGAGACUGCCUUGGUACCCGAGAGGUGCUCAGCGAGGAGGAUGAAAUACAACCCAAUGGCAAGGUCUUUCAAAAGGUGAUAUUGGGAGAUUAUAACUGGCUAUCGUAUGAGGAAACGUUUCAAAUAGCUCAGAGGUUCGGGAGUGGCCUGGCUUCUCUCGGUCAGAAACCUUUGUGUAACAUUGCUAUCUUCUGCGAGACUCGGGCCGAGUGGAUGAUAGCAGCGCAGACUUGUUUCAUGUACAACUUCCCAUUGGUGACUCUUUAUGCCACUCUGGGAGGACCAGCAAUAGCCCAUGGUCUCAAUGAAACAGAGGUCACACACAUCAUCACCAGUAAGGACCUCCUGCAGGGCCGUCUCAAGGAAAUUUUGCUGGAUGUGCCCAGGUUGCAGCACAUCAUCAUUGUGGACAGUAAAUCCCCCAGCUGGUCUGGGCUGCCCAGAGGCAUUCAGGUUCACAGCAUGGCGUCUGUGCAGGAGCGAGGGGCUAAACCUGAAAACAUGAUGGUGCAGCGGAGACAGCCUGUUCCCUCCGACAUUGCAGUGAUCAUGUACACUAGCGGCUCCACAGGCAUCCCAAAAGGAGUCAUGAUCUCCCACAGCAACAUCAUCGCCGGGGUAACCGGCAUGGCUGAGCGCAUCCCCAACCUAGAUGAGAAUGAUACAUAUAUUGGCUAUCUCCCGCUGGCACACGUGCUGGAGCUCAGUGCUGAACUGGUUUGUGUUUCUCAUGGCUGCCGUAUCGGAUACUCCUCACCACAGACCCUCGCAGAUCAGUCAACCAAAAUUAAAAGGGGCAGUAAAGGAGACACCAGUAUGCUGCGGCCAACGCUAAUGGCAGCCGUUCCGGAGAUCAUGGAUCGUAUCUACAAGAACGUGAUGAUCAAAGUGGAUGAGAUGAGCAGCGUGCAGAGGACUCUGUUUGUGCUGGCCUACAACUACAAGAUGGAGCAGAUUUCUAAAGGCUAUGGCACCCCUUUGUGUGAUCGUUUUGUGUUCAGGAAAUUACGUUCAUUGCUCGGAGGGAAUACCCGGGUGUUGCUGUCAGGAGGAGCUCCUCUGUCUGCAGCUACUCAGCGCUUUAUGAACAUCUGUUUCUGCUGCCCGGUGGGACAGGGCUACGGCCUUACGGAAACCUGUGGAGCCGGCACCAUCAGCGAGUUUUUCGACUACAGUACGGGCCGUGUUGGAGCUCCUCUGGUGUGUUCUGAGAUAAUGCUUAAGGACUGGGAGGAAGGUGGGUACUACAGUACAGACAAGUCUAAUCCCAGAGGAGAGAUUUUGAUUGGCGGGCCAAACGUUACCAUGGGUUACUAUAAAAACCAGUCGAAAAACAAGGACGACUUCUUUGAGGACAAAAACGGACAGCGCUGGUUCUGCACGGGCGACAUUGGCGAGUUUCACCCAGACGGCUCCCUUAAGAUUAUUGAUCGUAAAAAGGACCUGGUGAAGCUGCAGGCAGGGGAGUAUGUCUCUUUGGGGAAGGUGGAAGCUGUACUAAAAAACUGUCCCUUCAUCGACAAUAUAUGUGCAUACGCCAACAGUGAUGAGACGUACGUGAUUAGCUUUGUGGUGCCGAAUCAGAAGCAGCUGCUGGCCUUGGCGGAACAGAAGCAGGUGCGAGGGCCCUGGGAGGAGAUCUGUAACCACCCUGAAAUGGAGAAAGAGGUGCUGCGCAUAAUCACUGAAGCUGCCGUGUCUGCUAAGCUGGAGCGUUUUGAAAUUCCUAAGAAGAUUCGACUGAGCGCAGAACCCUGGACUCCAGAGACGGGUCUGGUCACGGACGCCUUCAAGCUGAAACGCAAGGAGCUCAAGAUCCACUACCAGGCCGAUAUUGAGAGGAUGUAUGGUGGCAAGUGAGCGAUACGUGGGUCGACGGUAGCAGCGUUUAGAACAGUUGUGAAAAAUAGGAUUUAGGACUGUAACACAACCACGUCGUCUACAGUAUUUGCCCCGCCUGCACUCUUUAAUCAUCCGAAUGAGCCAGCUGAUCAUAUAUAGAAAUACUUGAAUUUUGACCAACCGAAAAAAUAGGGAUGGUGAACAGACCACCAGCUAAGGAUCGACCAGCAGACCAGCAGUUUAGAGAACACAGAUUUGUAUUAGAGAGGGUGUAGAUACCAGGAUGUUGGGAAGAAACAUACUUUUUUACUAUGGAUGUCAGAUUGGAUGCAAGCGGAAUUAUUACCAAGUGUAACGUUUAAGAUUAAAUUUUACAAGAGGUCAUAAACGCUACAUAUGCUUGCAGUCCAUAACUUGAACUGUUUGUGAUUUUUUUCUUUUACAUAGGAGUUGGUUCUGUAAAUUCAAAUUCUAAAGUUUUUACAAUUGUGAGAGUAUGUUUUGUCUGGAAGCAGGGAUGCGGUGUCUGUGCAGGGAUAAUUGUUUAAAGUUUGGUUUAAAUUUUGCUUUUAUUUUGAUGUUGUUUACGUUGUGUCUGUUAAGCCUUGGAAAAAUUUCAAUGUGAAGGCCUGUUAUUAUUAUAUAUACACUGAUCAGCCAUAACUUACCA
Molecule: messenger RNA, 3062 nt
Organism: Trichomycterus rosablanca
Lineage: Eukaryota; Metazoa; Chordata; Actinopteri; Siluriformes; Trichomycteridae
Gene: acsl3b
Product: acyl-CoA synthetase long chain family member 3b
Exons: 16
Coding region: 275-2410 (711 amino acids)
Biological process (GO): neuron differentiation; long-chain fatty-acyl-CoA metabolic process; long-chain fatty acid metabolic process
Cellular component (GO): plasma membrane; endoplasmic reticulum; lipid droplet
Molecular function (GO): long-chain fatty acid-CoA ligase activity
Source: RefSeq, a predicted model, not a curated record